Molecule: messenger RNA, 267 nt
Organism: Toxoplasma gondii ME49
Lineage: Eukaryota; Apicomplexa; Conoidasida; Eucoccidiorida; Sarcocystidae
Product: Kazal-type serine protease inhibitor domain-containing protein
Exons: 2
Coding region: 1-267 (88 amino acids)
Molecular function (GO): protein binding
Source: RefSeq, a predicted model, not a curated record
AUGAACCGACCGCUGAAAAAGGUGGCCUGUAUCAUUCUCCUCGGAAAAGGAUAUCUCUGCGCCGGUAGGGCUCAAGUGCUCGAUGAAUUCGGAGAGAAUGCGUAUAACGACGUCUACGAAGGAGAAUGUGACUGCCCACCAGACAUCCACAUCGUGUGUGGGCGGAACGGACAAGAGUAUAUCAACCCAUGUUACGCAAUGUGCGAUGGCACAACAGUGGAUGCGGCAGGGCAUUGCGCAACUUUCCAGCUCCAUGAGCUGCUGUAA